Racocetra persica is the source of this 180-nucleotide messenger RNA. The record is from the annotation of a GenBank genome assembly. Lineage: Eukaryota; Fungi; Glomeromycota; Glomeromycetes; Diversisporales; Gigasporaceae.
UAUGGUAGACCUCCUUAUCAAUUAUCAAGAUCCGAAAUUGUUGAACGAAUAAUCGCUGAAACGAUCGAUGAUGCAACUCUUGUAAAAAUAAAAAAACAUACUACUCUACCUUUACCUGAACUUAUUACUCCAAGUGUAAAUGUUCGAACGGUUAAAAAUCCAAGACCUCAAAACAGUUUU